AGAGGACUUAAAAAAAAAAAACAAAGAUGGCAAACUCAAGGUCUAGCUCUAAUCCACAUGUCACAUUGGAAGUUAGAGAAGAAAACCCAUACACAUACCCAUCACAUGUUUGUGCUCCCCAUUUUGUUACAUUUAAGCUGAGUGAUAGGGAUGAGUAUGGUGUUUGGAAAACACAGAUGUUAUGCCUGUUAGAGAGUCAUAGUGUGUCAGGUUUCAUAGAUGGAACACUCGUAAGCCCUGAUGAAGCCAGUAGUAGUAGUAGUGUUUCCGGGAAAGAGAAAGUGGUUGACCAUCAGACUCAUCAGAAGCUGUGGAGAAGAUCAGAUUCCCUGGUGAAGGGUUGGAUUCUUGGUUCCCUGUCUAAAGAAACACUUGUGUAUAUUGUGAAUCGUCUCACAGGAAAACUCCAUCAAGAUGAUUUCAGUGCAAAAGAUGUUUGGGAUGAACUACAGACUAUGUAUGCUCCUGCUGUUGUUCCAAAACUGCAUGUUGUUGAAGAUACACUACAAGAUCAAGACAGAGUAUUGGCUCUCCAGAGAUUGUACCAUUCUACUCGACAUGGAAUUUGGCACUGGGUCGAAGAAAUAUUGUGGGAUGGAAGGGUUACAGUGAUAGACAAAAUAACGAAUAAUGGCAACACUGCGCUUCAUGUAGCAGUCGGUACUUCCAAGAAGCUGGAAUUCCUAGAGAAAUUGUUGGAAAAGAUACCGGAGAACACACAACUCAUGGAUCUAAGAAAUUCAGAUGGAAGCACACCACUUCAUGUUGCUGCUAUUAUUGGCAACACAGAAGCUGUUGGCAUAUUGGUGGCAAGAAACCCAGAGUUGUUGUUGGCCAAAGACAAAAAGGAUCUGACACCACUAGCCUUGGCUCUUUCUAAUAUGCACACAGAUACAGCCCGACAUCUGCUGCAACACAUCAAUAAUACUGAUGAUACUCAGAAGGAUGCUCUGUUUUCUGGCACAACUGGCGAUGGCCUUCUAGUUACUGUUAUCUCCUCCAAAGAUUUCCACUUUGCAAGAAAACUGUUGAAGCAUUACAAAACAUUGCAUAGUGAUGCUGUGCUGAUGUCUAUAGCUGAAAAUUUCCCAAGCAAAGUCAAAGAUUUUGAAAGAUAUACAGGGACUGAAGAAUUACUUGAGAGAGCAGACGGUUUUCCUCCAUGGGUUUUGAUUUUGAUAAUCCUCCCAUUCAUUUGCGUGACUGGCUUCAUCAUUUGGCUUUUCAUGAAGGUUCUUAACAUGUUCGUGCCUCCAUUCAUUAAAGAGAGAGUUCGAACUCAUGAUGAUGCUAUGAGACUGUUGGAGGAAGUAUGUGAGUUGAUAAGGCGAACAAAUCACUCCAGCUGUUACCAUAACUAUUAUACAACUCCUAUUCUUGAAGCCACAAGACUAAAUGCAUAUGAGGUUGUAGAGGAAAUUGUGACUUGGUUCCCAAAUGCAAUUUGGUGUGCUAAUGAAGAUGGGCACAACUUUAUUCUGUAUGCUGCAAUAAAUCGUUCAGAAAAGGUUUACAACCUACUUUAUCAGAUGAGCGAACAUAAGAAUAUAUACCGGACACUCGAAGACUCUUCACGGAAUAACCUGUUGCAUCUAGCUGCAAGAUUGGCUCCAUCCAACAAAUUAAAUCUUAUAUCGGGGGCAGCUUUACAGAUACAACACGAACUACAAUGGUUUAAGGAAGUGGAAAAAUUCAUUUGUCCUCUAAGCAUCAAACAAAAGAACUCUUUAAACGAAACACCACAAAUGGUAUUUACUAGAGAACACAUGGAGUUGGUGAUUGAGGGAGAAAAAUGGAUGAAGUCCACUGCAGAGUCCUACACGAUUACAGCUGCAUUAAUCAUCACCAUUGUGUUUGCAGCAGCAAUUACAGUGCCAGGAGGAAGCAAUCAAGACACCGGGAUACCAACUUUUACCAACAACACCGCCUUCAUAAUAUUUGCAAUAUCAGAUGCCAUAUCAUUAUUUGCAGCUGUUACGUCAUUGUUAAUGUUUUUGUCGAUUCUUACCGCAUGUUUUGCUGAGCAAGACUUUCUCUUCAAGUUGCCUACAAAGUUGAUAAUUGGUUUGGCCACCUUGUUCGUCUCAACAACAGCCAUGAUAGUAGCUUUUGGUGCAACAUUGUACCUUGUGUUCGGCCAAAGAAACUGGAGGAUUCUUAUUCCAAUAGCUGUCUUGACAUGCCUACCAAUCACUUCUUUUGUCACCCUGCAGUUCCCUCUCGUCUUAGACUUGAUGAGUGCCACAUAUGGUCGUAGUAUUUUUGGUCUUGGGGGUAGACGAAUAAUAAUUUGAUAAUAAAUUGGGAAAUUAAGGAUGAAAUGUUAGUGGAAAUUAUGGAGUGCAUUGUAAUUAUUAGUCGGUUAUAUUAUUAUUAUCAUUUAUAGGGUAGCCAACAUUAUCUUUGUAUUUGUAAAGGUAGCUUUUAUAAAUAUGUCCAAAAUAGUCUACGGCUACCCACCUUA
Messenger RNA from Lactuca sativa (garden lettuce), 2464 nucleotides. RefSeq lists its product as uncharacterized. Gene Ontology annotation, cellular component: membrane. Gene Ontology annotation, molecular function: protein binding. The record is from RefSeq and is a predicted model, not a curated record. Lineage: Eukaryota; Viridiplantae; Streptophyta; Magnoliopsida; Asterales; Asteraceae.